AUGUCGGUACGCCAACCCGCCAUAUUUCGACGACAGUGCGCGCCAAAAGAUAAUACAUUAUUGGUCAUCAAACGGCGACGUUCUGGAUGGUGUUUGAAUGGGAGAGAACGGAAUGAGAUUGAGAACGGGGUGAAGGUGCGGCGGAAUGCGUCUCUUCACAGAGAGUAUAAAGGAGACUAUAUCGACGUGCCAUCCCAUCGGAAUUUGAUGAAGAUUUUGCAAAGGCAAGGUGACAAGCAAGUUCUCUUUGCUGAUAAAUUAUUGAAGUUCACUGGCACCGGGAAGAUUAAGCAACGUAUCCUUUUAAUUACUAAUGUUGCCGUUUACAUUCUCGACCCAGAGACUGAUAUACUUAGAAGGCAGAUAGCACUGGUUGCUGUAGAGAAAAUGUGUUUAAGUGAGUUGAGUGAUAACUUUUUUGCAAUCAUCAUUCCAACAGAGUAUGAUUUACUGAUGGCCAGCCCUCGAAAGACUGAAAUUGUUACCAUAUUGGGUGAAGCUACCAAGAGUUCAUCUAACUAUGAACUAGAGAUGGUUUUCUCCAAUAGUUUUCAAUAUAACGCAGCUGCUGAAAUGGUAAAGGAAGUUCAAUUUGAGGAAGUUGAAGGGGGCGUUAGAACACGAAUUGUGAGGAAGUGAGUUGCAUUCUUAUUACACAUACAGAUUUGUUAGUAAAGUAUAUGGGGGCAGUGGCAACGAUGAAAGAGUAUCACACGUGGCCUAACAGGAGGACAAACAUUCAUAUAUUCAUUACUGGUCAAGGUUUCUGCUCUUCAUCAGGGCCAAUCCCACCAAGAAAAUCCUACUAACGGAACUGUAAUUCUUAUGUAAGGUUUUUCAUCAUCAACCCUGCUUUUUCAAUUUUCCAGAAAACGAGUCUUCUUGUUCAAUAUGAACGAAAUGUGAUUAUUUGGAUGUUACAAAUUGAUAAAUGGAAUUUCUUUGAUUUGAUGAUA
This is a messenger RNA of Tripterygium wilfordii, 956 nucleotides long. RefSeq names its product myosin heavy chain IB-like. Gene Ontology annotation, molecular function: cytoskeletal motor activity. Gene Ontology annotation, cellular component: myosin complex. Lineage: Eukaryota; Viridiplantae; Streptophyta; Magnoliopsida; Celastrales; Celastraceae. The record is from RefSeq and is a predicted model, not a curated record. The coding region runs from base 1 to 639 and encodes 212 amino acids. The transcript is spliced from 5 exons.